This is a messenger RNA of Porites evermanni, 3480 nucleotides long. The record is from the annotation of a GenBank genome assembly. NCBI's taxonomy places the organism in Eukaryota, Metazoa, Cnidaria, Anthozoa, Scleractinia, Poritidae.
AUGGAAUUGGACACUUGGAACUGGGUAUGUGGAAAAACAGUGACUGUCUUCGCUUUCAAUGCCUUUCCAGUAAAGGAAGACUUUAAUCUACGAGUUUUUCUCUUUUCUUGACAGCUCUGUCAUGUGGCCAUAUGGGGCAGUAUUGCCAGCUGGUUUAUUUUCUUGCUAAUUUACUGUAUCCCUGAUAUAGCUUUGUACAUCGCACCUGAUAUGAUUGGCCAGGUAUGUUUAUUCAGUCUGCCAACGUGGGUCCAUUGUAUGGGCCACCGAAGAACGAAGAACAUGAUUAAGUAGUUUUACAAAUAAUUCAAAUAAUUUAGGAACUUUCGUUCACCAGUCUGUUUCUAAGAAAUACUCCCAUAGCCUGUUUUCUUUAACCACGCUUACUACUCGUAAUUCUUAUAUUCAUCAUAACAUCGUCAUCCUUUCAUGGGUUUUUAACGAACCAACUCAAUGACCAGAUCCGAGUUGGCUUGUUAGCGCAGUUGGCAGAGCCCGUACAAGACUGAAUUUUUCAGGCUUUCUUUACGCAACUGCAAAAGAUACGUCUAUAACUUCUUCUUUAAAUUUAACGCUUACGCUUUACCAUUGCUUUUUGUGUAGGAUCGUAUGUUAUACUCAUGUGCGGUGUUUUGGAUUUCUCUCUUUAUUAUACCCAUGAUAACUCUCCUUGCGGACUUCCUUUACAAAAUGUAAGUUUGAAAAUUCAUUUUUUCUGUUCUAUAAUAACACUUCCGAGUUCCAAAAACCCUCACUUUCAAAAUAAGAUCAAGUUCAAAACCUUUCUUGUGAAAAUUAGUCUUAUUUGCAUGAGAAUGAAAAAUCAUUUCCGUAUCAAAGGCAUAGCGCUUAACCUCGUUUUGAUACAGAGGCCGUGGGAAACUCUGAAAUGGCCUAGUGUUGUGCUGUCGUUAAUAAUCUGCAAAGGACGCUUUUAAAGCUUUUUAGGGCAGACGCAAACUGGAACCGGCUCAAAACAGUGACAUUUUAGGUAACAUUUUUUUUAGUCGGGAUGCUAGACCCGAAUUGUAUUAGUUUUAAACAGAGUCCUCGUUCAAUGCGAAAUGGAAAAAUUAAUAUUUUAGUAAAAUAGAAGCCUGCCCUGUCAACUUUUGGCACUUUGAUAUUUAUUCUAAAAAAUCGUUGGAGGUUGUUGUCAAGUUACAUCGAUUUUUUGAAAGGUAUUCUAGUAACGUUAAUAAAGUGAAACUGAGGCAUGUUCUCUUCGUUUUGUGUAAUGGAAAUGUGAACCACACCUACUAUUUUCUCUUGCUAGAACGUAACUUGAAUAUUUUUCUGUCUCGCCAGAUUUAAAAGAACGUUUUUCAAGACGUUGAUGCAGGAUAUUCAAGAAGUAGAAGCUGAGCAUGUAAGUUGAACCAGUUGAUCGAUGCGUAAACGUCUUCUUCGUAGCCUUGAUUCCAGGCGAUCAGAAAGAGGGGACGGCACCAAGAGGCUUUUUUUUCUUCCGCUCUCCAUUUCGUGCCAUUCUUCAUUAUCUGUACGCCUGUAAUAGGUUAUUUCGUUUCAAGCUGACCUCAUUCGUUUACUACGCCCACCUUUCCCCCGGCUCCGUGCGCUUCCUCUCUACGUUUUUCAUUUUCACUUCGUAUUUUCCUUGGGCCGCCCCACUUAAAUUUUCCUUUUGUGUUGAUCCUCGUAAACGUAUUUCUAGUUUUUUUUGUAAUUUUAUAUUAUUUUGAUAUAUUUUAAAUUAUAUUAAUGUUUUGUCUCCAGGGAGAUCCAAGCCGGCUCAUAAAAUCCGAUCAUGCGGUCCACAAGUAAGUACAGUGUGCCCUAUGGUGUUAGAAUAACAAUUAUUUGGUAACCUCGCCUCCUGCUUUUUGAAUUCUCCCACAACCGCAAUGCGUAGCAAAUGAAAGAGGCACGGAUGGAGAAAGUUCAAGAAACUUGAACGGGGCAAUUGUAGUUUUUUAAAAAUUGUUCAGCCCAACAGCUCAUCUCUUUAUCUGUUUAUAUCUUUGGUUUACUUGGGAAACGCAAUAUUAUGUCAAGAAGCUGCCAUUUUGUCAUUUACAACUAACUCUUAUGUUUCGCCAACACUAAGUAGCUACUAAGUUUUACAGCGAGCAACUGUCAAAACUAAACAAUAUGGACUUAACGGUACCUUGACAAAGCUUUGUUAACAAUAUUGUGGUCGCUAUGCUGAAUGAUGCGUGCGUCCAUCUUUCGGAGGCACUAUUAUUUACGUAGUGGUCUUUUCAUUUACAGGCAAAUAUGGACUCGAGACGAAGCGUUUGAAGAUAGAAAAGACCGCGGAGCCUCUGCACGUAAGCGUUUUGCCUUUGUUCGGCUUCUACAUUUGCCUUUGUCUUUUUUUGAGCGACUUCGACGCGUAAAGCACUGACCGAUGACCUAACUAAAACGGACAUUUAGAAAGUCGUAAAUUUUACCUUACCUCCUCUAAUGCCUCUGACUUUACCCAUCUAAUCAAGACACACUCUGUUAACCAAAAUUUUUAGUUUUAGUAAGUUUUUCUUGUUGUACCAACAUUUCUUGUUCUUUUCUUUUUGGCUGCAGUCGGUUUUGCGUUUUCUCAAGAAGAAGAUGCACGAGUAGGACAGGUUUGUAACUGUGCAUGCUCUUCUUUGAUUUUAGGCUUAAGUUUGUUUGCACAGAUUUUGUGUUAGAUCCUGGUCAAACUCGUCUAGUUUCAUAUGUGCCGAAACCAACGUUAGUUGGCGAUUUCUGUUGUUGUCGCUCAUUAGCAUAAGGUUCGGCACAUGUGAAAUUAGACGUUUGACCCUGGCGUUGAUGACAUAAACAAAAAAUGUGAAACAAUACCAAAUUAUGCACAGAGGCACACGUACCAACUCCGCGGUGUGGCCAGUACCUUACGCAUGCGCGGGUACAACCAUAUCACCUCGGCAGUGGCAGCCAUGGACAGCUGUUUCGCCCUUAUUGGGGCUCAUCAACACGGCAUAGCCGUCGGGUCAAUAUAAUGAUCCGGGGAACCCGCGUAUACCCUUCACCGCCGAGGAAAGUGCAAAGCACUCCGUUUAUAAGGAGAAGACUUCCCCCGGGUAGAAGAGUCACUCGCCCACCCAAGCUACCCUGGGCGGGCAACCUUUUUCCUACGUUGCCUGAAAAAAAUUGCGAACCGUUUACCUGAGAAACAAAAAGUUGGCUCGGCUAGCCGGGCCAACCUUUCUCGAUAUGAACAUUUUGCCUCGACAAGCCGGGUCAACUCGAGACUGUCAGAAAGACAAUCAGGGCGUGCGCGAGGGCUGUUUUCAACUCUUGGCUGGGGCAGAGGUGUCAACUUUUGGAGACCCUCUUUUUUUCCGGGUCAUACAAACGGGUCCUUUUCUUAACGACGCACAAAAUAAAAAUAAGACCGAUUCUGCAGUAAUUUUUUUGACCAGUUAUCAUCAGUUGAUUGUUUGUGUUGUUUGUUUGUCGCAGGCUGAACUCAUCCGUCGUUAUGACACAACACUAAAGAAGCCUCGAGGAGACUAA